Molecule: messenger RNA, 1383 nt
Organism: Adineta steineri
Lineage: Eukaryota; Metazoa; Rotifera; Eurotatoria; Adinetida; Adinetidae
Source: the annotation of a GenBank genome assembly
AUGACUAAAUUAUGUAUAUGUCAAAUUUGUACCUGUGGGAAACAUCGUUGUCCACAUCGUCCUUAUGGUAUUAUUGGUAAAGGUGAUCAAGAUUGUGCGGUAACUGAAUAUCGUUCGGAAUUCAUUCCUCGUCAAGGUGGUGUACGAGAAUCAUUCAAACCUGAAUAUAAUUUACAAUUAAGUACAGCACGUUUGGAUGAUGAAACAACACAUAAACAUGAUUUUAUUCAACACUCACUUUAUCAACAACAUUCCUAUAAACCACACGAAGUUUAUGUUAAACAAGGAGAUUUUGAUUCGGCAACUAGUUAUAAUACUGAAUACACACCCAAAGGCGGUGAACGAGCUCAAAUGAUUAGACAUGAAGAUCAUCGAUCAGCACAACUUCCAUUUGAAGGCAAUCCAACAUAUCGAAGUGAUUAUCGUAAAUGGGAAAGUGGUCGAACUGAAGCCAUCCGACACGAUGGUGGAUAUAUUCCACCAACAGCUCCAUUUGGAGGUGAAAGUACAUAUACAACAGAUUUUUUAAAACAUCAAGGAGCAAUGCGUCAAGCUAUUCGACCUGAUCAAUCUAUCUUAGCAUCUCAUGAUCCAUUUGAUGAUCGUACUGGUUAUCGUUCAGAUUAUAUUCAACAUCCACAACAAGAACGUUUUCAACGUAUAAGAGAUGAAUAUGUUCCAAAUCAAGCUUCUUUAGAUUCAUUAACAACACAUCGAAGAGAUUUUACACCAAAAGAUGCUGAUCGAACACGUUCAAUGAAACCUGAUCAACAAGGUUUUCGAUCAGAUGCCCGUUUUGAUGAUACAACAACAAAUAAAACAGAUUAUAAACCAUGGGAAGUACAUCCGAUUCAAACACAUAGACCUGAUGUCUAUCGAGGAGUAAAUGGUGAAAUGGAUUUAAAUACAAUGUAUAAUUCAGAAUUUACACCAAAAUCAUUUUCAAAAGUUGCAGCAAUUAGACCAAUUGAAAGACGUGGAACUGAUGCUAAAUUUGAAGGAAAUACAACUUAUUUAGGUGAUUAUAAACAAUGGCCUGAAGGACGACAAGCAGCUAUACGAGGACAAAAUGGUUAUAUACCUCCAAGUGCACCCUUUGAAGGAAUGUCAACAUAUCGAGGUCAUUAUAUUCAACAUGAUGGUGAAAUGCAACGUUCAUUUAAACCUGAUGGUAUUGCCUACAGAUCAACAGUUCCAUUUGAUGAUACGACUAUGUACAAAACUGAAUAUACUAAAAAAGAAAUUGAACCUUGUCCAGCUACUUUUCUUGAAACACCAAGAAGUAAUUUUGUUCUUCAUCAUGUCGAACCAACUGGUCAUAAAUUUUAUGAAUCACAGAAUGGAACAUAUCAACCACAAUAUCAACAACCUCUUGCAGUUUAA